CCCAUGGUCUGGGGUCGUCCGUUCGGACGAAAGGCUGGGAGAUGGAAAAGAAUAAAUGAAGGCUCAUUGUCUGGAGGAGGUCGUCGCACCGCCAUCCGUGAGCCCGACUCCAAGACUCUCACCAAGAAACAAUAGUUGGGACGCAGUAUUUUACGCCAACCUCUAAUCUCGAUCAGAAUGUCCAAGCCGUCAAUCCUACUUAUCCCGGGAUCCUUCGCGCUGCCCGAGUUCUAUGACCCGGUCAUCAACGCCGUCGCUGCAAAAGGGUAUGAAAUUCAAGGCCUCCACAAGCCAAGCGUGGGCUAUGCAGGCGGAAAGGCUCGGGAAGGAGUGCCACCACCAACCAUGUACGACGACGCUGCCUUCAUUGCCAGGGAGGUCGAGAAGCUCGCGGAUCAAGGGAAGGACGUGAUCCUGCUUGGUCACUCGUACGGAGGUGUCCCCUUGACGGAGAGCACCAAGGGCUUGAGCAAGGAAGAGAGGCAGAAAGAGGGAAAGAAGGGUGGGAUUGUGAAUCUGGCGUAUAUGACUGCUCUGGUGCCAGCUGUCGGGCAGACAGCAAAGGAUAUUCUGGCAGAUUUGCCCAAAGAGCAGCAAUUGGACCUGAAGGUUGAUGAGAAUGGCUGGAUGUAUCAUGAUCCGGCUGAAGCAUCAGCGGCUAUCGUGUUUUCCGAUCUCCCCAAAGAAGAAGGAGAGGCCUGGGUGAGGAAGUUCCCCAGGCACUCUGCUCUCAGUUUCGUUGGUGAAUUGACCCAUGCUGGGUACAAAGACAUUCCAGUGUCGUAUUUGCUCUGCGAAAACGACCUGUGCGUUCCAGCAAAUGUCCAGAGAGAAGGGAUUGACCUGAUCGAGAAGGAGAGCGGGAGGAAGGUUGAUGUGACCAGUAUCAAGGCGGAUCAUUGCCCCAUGGCUGCCCAACCGGAAGCAGUGAUAGACUGGAUCCUGAGCGUCGCAGCAAAGUAUUAGUUAAGGGGAAAGACGGAAUCCAGUUUGGGAAGUCCAAAUUGGACGGAUACGUUUGAUCGGAUCUAUUGCUCCGAACAUCGUUGCUCCAUUGCGCAGGGGUUGUGGCGAGCGAGUGUGCAUGCGCGGUAGACACAAGUUUCUGCAGUUACUCCGACAUGGACUUACACGAUCUUGGUCGCCGUCAACCUCGAGUAAUAAGCUAGUUAAAAAAACAGAAAGCCCCAU
This is a messenger RNA of Cladophialophora immunda, 1191 nucleotides long. RefSeq lists its product as uncharacterized. The record is from RefSeq and is a predicted model, not a curated record. NCBI's taxonomy places the organism in Eukaryota, Fungi, Ascomycota, Eurotiomycetes, Chaetothyriales, Herpotrichiellaceae. The coding region runs from base 178 to 966 and encodes 262 amino acids. The transcript has 2 exons.